AUGGAACAGCUGGAUUUCCUUGUGGUGGCAGAUGCCCCUCCUCACACACUGUCUGUCUUCCUCUCCAGAGACCUCAGUAUGAACAACAUCAGUCAGCUGCCCCUGGGUCCCCUGCACAACCUCCGCUUCCUAGAGGAGUUACGUCUUGCUGGAAAUGCUUUGACAUACAUCCCCAAGGGAGCAUUCGCUGGCCUUUACAGUCUUAAAGUUCUUAUGCUGCAGAAUAACCAGCUGAGACAGGUACCCACAGAAGCUCUGCAGAAUUUGCGAAGCCUUCAAUCCCUGCGUCUGGAUGCCAACCACAUCAGCUACGUGCCACCCACCUGCUUCAGUGGCCUGCAUUCCCUGAGGCACCUGUGGCUUGAUGACAACGCUUUGACGGAAAUCCCUGUCCAGGCUUUCAGAAGCUUAUCAGCACUGCAAGCCAUGACCUUGGCCCUGAACAAAAUACACCACAUACCAGAUUAUGCCUUUGGAAACCUCUCCAGCUUGGUAGUUCUGCAUCUCCAUAACAAUAGAAUUCACUCCCUGGGAAAGAAAUGCUUUGAUGGGCUCCACAGCCUAGAGACUUUAGAUUUAAAUUACAAUAACCUCGAUGAAUUUCCCAUUGCAAUCAGGACACUCUCCAACCUUAAGGAACUAGGAUUUCAUAGCAACAAUAUCAGGUCAAUACCUGAGAAAGCAUUUGUAGGCAACCCUUCUCUUAUUACAAUACAUUUUUAUGAGAACCCCAUCCAAUUUGUUGGAAGAUCUGCUUUUCAGCAUUUACCUGAACUAAGAACACUGACUUUGAAUGGUGCUUCACAAAUAACUGAAUUUCCUGACUUAACUGGAACUGCCAACUUGGAGAGUCUGACUUUAACUGGAGCACAAAUCUCAUCUCUUCCUCAAACCGUCUGUGAUCAGUUACCUAAUCUCCAAGUACUGGACCUGUCUUACAACCUAGUAGAAGAUUUGCCCAGAUUUUCAGCUUGCCAGAAGCUUCAGAAAAUUGACCUCAGACAUAAUGAAAUCUAUGAAGUUAAAGUGGACACUUUCCAGCAGUUGCUGAGCCUCCGAUCUCUGAAUUUAGCUUGGAAUAAAAUUGCCAUUAUUCACCCCAAUGCAUUUGCUACGUUGCCAUCUUUAGUAAAGCUGGAUCUAUCCUCCAACGUUCUGUCAUCUUUUCCUGUAACUGGGUUACAUGGUUUAACUCACUUAAAAUUAACAGGAAAUCAUGCCUUACAAAGCUUGAUAUCAUCUGAAAACUUUCCAGAACUCAAGGUCAUAGAAAUGCCUUAUGCUUACCAAUGCUGUGCAUUUGGAGUAUGUGAGAACAUCUACAAAAUUUCCAAUCAGUGGAAUAAAGGUGAUAACAGCAGUGUGGACUAUUUCCAUAAGAAAGACACUGGAAUGUUUCAAGUUCAAGAUGAGCGUGAUCUUGAAGAUUUCCUGCUCGACUUUGAGGAAGACCUGAAAGCCCUUCAUUCGGUGCAGUGUUCACCUUCCCCAGGCCCCUUCAGGCCGUGUGACCAUCUGUUCGGUAGCUGGCUGAUCCGAAUCGGAGUGUGGACCAUAGCAGUUCUGGCACUUUCUUGUAAUGCCAUGGUGACCUCAACGGUGUUCAGAUCCUCUCUGUACAUUUCUUCCAUAAAGCUGUUAAUCGGAGUCAUCGCAUUGGUGAACAUGCUCAUGGGCGUCUCCAGCACUGUGUUGGCUGGCGUGGAUGCCUUCACUUUUGGCAGCUUUGCACAACACGGUGCAUGGUGGGAGACUGGCGUUGGUUGCCAAGUAAUCGGUUUUUUGUCCAUUUUUGCUUCAGAAUCAUCUGUUUUCCUGCUUACUUUGGCAGCCUUGGAGCGUGGGUUCUCUGUAAAGUGUCCUACAAAAUUUGAAAUGAAAACUCCUUUCUCUACCCUGAAAGCGAUCAUUCUGCUCUGUGUUCUGCUGGCUCUGACCAUUGCCGUGGUUCCCCUGCUGGGUGGCAGUGAGUACAGUGCCUCCCCACUCUGCCUGCCCCUGCCCUUUGGGGAGCCUAGCACCACAGGCUUCAUGGUAGCUCUGGUCCUACUCAACUCUCUUUGCUUCCUCAUCAUGACCAUUGCCUACACCAAGCUCUACUGCAGUUUGGAGAAGGGAGACCUGGAGAACAUGUGGGAUUGCUCUAUGGUGAAACACAUCGCUCUGCUGCUCUUCACCAACUGUAUUCUCUACUGCCCUGUGGCUUUCUUGUCCUUCUCCUCUUUACUAAACCUCAUAUUCAUCAGUCCUGACAUAAUCAAGUUUAUCCUUCUAGUGAUUGUGCCACUUCCUGCGUGUCUCAAUCCUCUGCUCUACAUCCUCUUCAAUCCCCAUUUUAAGGAGGACCUUGGGAGCAUGGGAAAGCAAACCCACUUUUGGAUGAGAUCGAAACACCCAAGCCUGAUGUCUAUUAAUUCUGACGAUGUCGAGAAACAGUCUUGUGACUCAACCCAAGCCUUGGUAACCUUCACUAGUGCUAGCAUAGCCUAUGACCUGCCUUCUGAUUCCGGGACACCACCAGCUUAUCCCAUGACCGAAAGCUGUCAUCUUUCAUCUGUGGCAUUUGUCCCAUGUCUCUAAUUAACAUGGGUGGGGACAAUUUUCAAAAAUUAGAAACCUGAAAAUGUGAGACUGAGGACAUCAAGAGCAGUAGCUAAAACGACUGAGUUGAAACUUGGUUUAAUAGCCAAAAAAAAUCUCUGUCAGUGUGAAAAAGCUGAAACCUAUUGGUACUUGAGAGUGUAUUAUAAACCUACACGCUGCUUGUAGAAUUCAUUCAGCUAAAACGUAGAUCAGUCGCAUGAUUUAUGUCACCCCAGAUCCAAAAAGCAUACUGAAAUGUUCUUCCAAAAAAGGUUCUCCAUGACUUUAAUUCCAUUCUCCAAGGUAGUCGUUUGGGGUGGGAGAACUCGCUUUCAAAAUGGGUUUAUUUAAACCCCCAACUUCCUUAAAGAUGGUUAGUUAUUAGGAAAAUAUAGGUUGUAAAUGGCCUGUAUUACUAAGUAAAUGUUGUGAACCAUAAGAUUUCAUUUUAGUGACCAUGUGGAGAUGUUUUAGUCUUCUAUUGCAUUUUCCCAGAAAGAAUCCAUCCAAGUCACCAUAUCUUUAAUGUGUAAAGAUUGUAAGGCAGUAUUAACUCAUUUGUACUCAUAUCAUUUUUUAGAGAUACUGGAUUUUAUGACAGCAUUCAGUGGUUCCACGCCUCCUCUUCCCAGUGGAAUAAAACUGGUUACAAAUAUUUUGAAAGGAAACUUAACAGAAAUUCCUAAAUUGCUACUAAGGCAGUCAUGUGCUGAUGAACUUUGUCUUAUCUCAUUCAUUUUUAAUUAUUUUGCUGUCCAUAGCUCAGAAAGAAAGUUCAUUGCUGGCAAUGGACAUAACCUAGAAAAGGUAGCAAUCAAUGUGGGAUAUUUUAUUCCUGAGUGAAUACACAUUUUUUGCAAGAGGUUUUAUUGUUAAUUCAAAUUGAUGCAUAUCUUAAGAUAAUGAUCAAAUACAGAUAUGACAUAAAUUAAGUCCACUGAUGUAACUUCUCAAACAUGUUUCUCUAGAAUUUUAGCAACUAUGUAUGACACCACUUUGGACUCUGCAGGACUUGGGAACAUACUAUCCUGUUUAUUUAGCAUGGUUCAGCUGUGUUCUUUCUGGAUCAACCACUUGACAUGAGAAACACUACUUCUCUGCUUAUUCCAUAUCAAUACAUGUGUUUGACAAUUUUAAAAAUAUGAAAAGUCAAAGGAUUAAUUCUUAACUUCUAUUAUCCUACAUUGGCUUCAUUACGCCCAAACAAAAAGGCUGUUAGGUAGAUUUAUUUUUAUAUAAGCAUGUUUAUUUUGAUCAAAUGUUUUAACUUGGAAGUGAAAAAAUACAUUUAUGAGAUGUUUUAUAAGAUGUGUAAAUAUAGAACUGUAUUUAUUACAGUAAAGAUUCAGUGACAUUAAAGAUAAUAAUAAACCAUGUACAGUGGCAUAGUCUUCCAUAUAUAUUGUGUUUCUCUGCCCAUUUUCCUUAAAUUCAUUAACUGUAUACAUGUAAAUAUAUAGUACUUGUAAAUAGGUUCCAAAUCUGCUUUUAUAUUGGGUACAAAAUAAAUUUGUAAUAAAAUGUGUGACUGUAAAACAAAA
Messenger RNA from Chinchilla lanigera (long-tailed chinchilla), 4124 nucleotides. It is a transcript of the gene Lgr5, whose product is annotated as leucine-rich repeat containing G protein-coupled receptor 5. Gene Ontology annotation, molecular function: protein binding; protein-hormone receptor activity; G protein-coupled receptor activity. The transcript is spliced from 17 exons. Gene Ontology annotation, cellular component: membrane. The record is from RefSeq and is a predicted model, not a curated record. Bases 1 to 2580 code for a protein of 859 amino acids. NCBI's taxonomy places the organism in Eukaryota, Metazoa, Chordata, Mammalia, Rodentia, Chinchillidae. Gene Ontology annotation, biological process: G protein-coupled receptor signaling pathway.